This is a messenger RNA of Hermetia illucens (black soldier fly), 2023 nucleotides long. RefSeq names its product probable tRNA (uracil-O(2)-)-methyltransferase. The coding region runs from base 594 to 2012 and encodes 472 amino acids. Gene Ontology annotation, molecular function: tRNA (uridine) methyltransferase activity. The transcript is spliced from 4 exons. Lineage: Eukaryota; Metazoa; Arthropoda; Insecta; Diptera; Stratiomyidae. Gene Ontology annotation, biological process: tRNA methylation. The record is from RefSeq and is a predicted model, not a curated record.
GACAUCUGAAUAAAAAUCUUUCUGGAAUUUUUGUUUGUAUUCCGUUGUUGUGGGUCAUCACAUCCCCACUUGCACAUGAGCAUCAAGGAACUGCUUUCUUCUUCUUGAAGUGUUUCCAUUAUUUCUUUAAGCUCUUCCAGCAGUCGGGAAGCUAUGUGAUCCAUUAAACUCUGAAGCUUAAGUUCGGCUACAGUUUUUGUAAUAAGAAAGGCUCCUUGUCAGGGUAAUACUCCGGUUUAGCUUGCUGUAUUUGACUGUAGAAAGGAUGCAUGUCUGGGUUGUAGCUUCUUAUCAUUUCGUAUUGUCUUCUUGAUAGGUCAGCUUCUAUAAACAUAGACAAGCUUGUUGUGGUAUCAACUGCGCCUUUUCUUUUCAUUGGCUAUCACUAAAAGUCUUUUUGUCCUUCCUCGCUCGUUUUCGUAACGAAAUUAUAUCCUUGAGUCUUUUCCCUUGCUUACGAAGUUUAGACUGAGCGUUUUUCUUCUCUUGCUUCUCAAUUCGCGCCCAUUUUUACUCGCUGGGACACCAUCUCGGCCAUCAUCAAGGAGCGUAUUCGACUUGAGGCCAUCGCAGGAACUUGUGACCAAGAGUAAAUGGAGACGGAGGCGGCGGCAUCAACAACACCGCGCCACAUUGCAGAUUUAACGCAUGCUAAUUUCCAUUGCAUUCCCUUGGAUGCUCCCGAUAACUCCGAUUCAAAAUUCAGAUUUAGUGUAUCUUUACAAAAUGGAGAACUUCACGUUGAUGUGACCGAACCUUGCAAUGAGAAAGAAAAGAUGCUAAAUUGGAUAAAAUUCGUUCUGCAACCGAAGCUGUUAAAGUGGGCACGAUCUGGAAACAAAGAUGGAAAAACUAAAAGCAAUAAAUCUCUCGGUUUGGUAGAUAUUGAAGAUUAUACAAACCUGUAUGCAGCAUUGAAGGAGAAAUACGGGAAGGACCUAGUCGAUCGUUGGACCGAGACAACCGACCCUCUCAAAUUUGUAUACGAAGACGUGGCUAUUGCAACAUAUUUAAUUCUACUUUGGAGGAAGCUUGGUGAUGUGCCAAACAAUUUUAUUGACAUGGGUUGCGGAAACGGUCUACUGGUCCACAUUUUGAAUUCGGAAGGAUAUCAUGGAUACGGAGUUGACAUUCGGAAGCGAAAAAUUUGGGAUAUUUAUCCAGAAACCACCAAACUGAAAGAACACACUAUUAUUCCAAACGAUUACAACGCCUACAAAGAUGUUGAUUGGAUUAUUGGUAAUCAUUCAGAUGAACUCUCACCCUGGAUACCGGUCAUUACUGCGAUGAGUUCUUACAAAACGAAAUAUUUCCUUCUCCCUUGUUGUGCCUAUGAAUUUUCUGGAAAGAAAUUUCAGCGUCGUUGUGCGAAUGAAAGCGUAUACAACGAUUUUCUCAAUUAUGUACAAGAGAUAUCUGCCAAAUGCCAGUUCAAAACGGACAGUGAUAGGUUGAAAAUUCCCAGCACAAAACGCGUGGCUAUUAUAGGUAGUGCAAGAUCCUACCUUGAGGAAGAAUACCAAAAUAUAUGUCAAGAAAUCGACAGUUUUGUAAAGUCUGAAAUACAAAAAACAAACUGUGGUGAUUUAAAAUUGCGGGAGAAAGAGGAGGCUGUUCGAAACUGUACAAAAAUUGAUAAAAAUAUCAUUGACAAUAUUGUUAUGAAUAUUUUCCAAUACAUAUUGAGGGAUGACGGUCAUAACGAGCGAGUGGAAAAAUGGCGAAGUGGAAGAUCAGUGACUUUGCAAGAAUUGGCGUCUUUUCUUUCAAAAGAUGAUCUGAAAAAUAUAAAAUCUGAAUGUGGAGGUUUGAAAACAUUGAUUAAGAACAAACAUGAGAUAUUUGAAGUUUUGGGCGACAAAGUAAAGCUGCGAUAUCCAAGGAGGAAAGAAGAAAUGACAAAAAUUGUUAAAUUUAAAAGAAGACCAUGUUUUUUCUACUUACACCACCCUGACGGCUGUGCGUUGACGAGUAUUGAAUGUACGUUUGUACACGAAAGAAUAAACGUAUAAAUAAUUUUAAA